This is a messenger RNA of Diabrotica virgifera virgifera (western corn rootworm), 580 nucleotides long. Its product is annotated as ADP-ribose glycohydrolase OARD1-like. Bases 17 to 559 code for a protein of 180 amino acids. Gene Ontology annotation, biological process: peptidyl-glutamate ADP-deribosylation. Lineage: Eukaryota; Metazoa; Arthropoda; Insecta; Coleoptera; Chrysomelidae. The transcript has a single exon. The record is from RefSeq and is a predicted model, not a curated record.
AGUCCUCCAACAGGAGAUGGAAGAUGACGCACAGCCAAGUUUUAAGGAAUUUAUGUCAACUUACGCAGAGAGAAGGAGUGCGAGAUUCGGCGUGACCACAAAAGUUCAGCAAGAUCUGUUUAGUGUUCCAGAAAACGUCUCUUUAGCCCACUGUGUUACCCAAGACGUCGAGAUGACUAAAGGAAUCUCGUCCGUAUUAAAUAGGAAUUUCGGCCUCCUGGACGAGCAGCAGCCUAAAGUUGGAAGAGUACUGCGAUUAGAAGAUGGUUCUCGAUAUUUGCUUUAUAUAUUGACCAGGAAGUCUUAUACAGACAGGCCAAGCUACGAGAACAUAUGGCGUGCUCUAACUAAUUUGAAGAAAAUCGUGUGUAAUUAUGACAUCACAAAUUUGGCUUGGAAAAUAAUAACAUCACCAAAAAUAGGCCAUGGAGUAGAAAAUCUGGAUUGGAAGAUUGUGAGAAGCAUACUUGAAGUGGUCUUCAGAGAAACUGGCAUACGAAUUACUGUGUGUUGCAUGAACCCGAAGAUGUCGUACCCUUCAAAGACAGUAGACUAUUAGACAAUGGGAAGACACCCUACA